AUGACUUAUUGUGAACAACUAUUUGUUAUUAUACAGAAUAAAUGUUGUAUUGGCAGUGUUUACAUUCCACCCAGUUCAAGUUCUGAAGUACACGAAGCUCACUUAGCUUUAGAAUACCUACCAGAGGGAGUGCAGUUGACGUUAAGUGAGCUGCGCGAAAUGGCGUGUCAGCAACAAGCGCAGAUUGAAUCGCAGCACCAAUUGCUGGCUGCCAAAGAACAACGGCUGAGGUACCUGAAAGAGCAGGAGGCGCGGCAACAGCGCGUCCAUGCCGAAAGCGAACGCUUGCGCAGAUUGAGGGAUCGGGUCGACGCGCAAGAACUCAAGCUGCGCAAGCUCCGGGCGCUCAGGGGACAAGUCGACCAACACAAGCAGAACAACAUUUCUCUCACAAGUGACCUUGAUUCAAUACGAGCCCUUUUCAAUGAGAAGGAGAAGGAGCUAUCUCUGGCUGUGGCCAAAGUGGAGGAGUUAACUAGACAGUUGGAGGAAUUAAGGAGAGGACGGUCGAACAAAAACUCGCCACCACCUUCUGCCUUAGAAUUGGAUAAACUCCGAAGGGAGCUCAUGGUAAGUGUCAUGCCAAAAGAUUCAGAUUUAUCUUCAGAAAUAUAUCGAAACAAAUUAAACGAGCAACAAAAUCAAAGGCUACACCAGCAACGGGAGGCUUUAACGGCGAGACAGGAAGAGAUGAGUGCAAUCGACAAACGAAUAUCAGAACUUCAAGAGCGACUGCACCGGAAGCGGAUGCUAAAUCAGCAACUAGCCAAUCAGAUAAGCGCCACGUCACACAAAGCGGCGUACCACCAGUUAGUAAGGUUAACUGGAAAUCAAGAUCAGACCAACCAAGCGGCUUUUGCGAGGAAACACCAGCAAAACAAUGAUCGGAAAGGCUUAUCGAGAGGCAACAUUGCUGCUGUCGAGCCCUAUAACCAUAUCCCCGUCCAACCUCAACCUACUCAUCAAAUUAACAAUAUAAAUACUCAUCCUGAUAUUAAGUUACAGAGCACCUAUGACCCUUAUCAACCAGUAUACUAUACGAAGAAGGACCAAGACUCCCCCAAAUCGAACUUCGAGUCCCAAGACGUGGGAAGCAAAAUACCAAACCUGUAUCCUCCCAAAACCGACGAAAAUGAGCUACUCAAAGAUUUCCCGGCGUCGAAAACGGACCCGAAAUAUCAAACGCUUCCUUACAAUACGAAGUUCACGGUGAACCUCAUCAUGAACAACGCGAAUAAGCCGAACAAAGAGGAAAAUCUCAACAACAACGAAGAACAAAUAGACGCUACGAACGAGAAUGUAAUUAUGCACACAGGCCACAUGACUGUACACAGCGCCCCACUAUACAUGGUGAAUAGAAAUAUAGCAACGGCCCUAAAUCAACACGACUUAUUGAAAACGAAUAGUGAGAAUAACAAGGAUAUUGUAGUUAAUGGUAGUGAAGACCAUAGAGAACGAGAACGAGAAAUAACCCCUUCUAGUUCCAGUACUUUGACACCUGCAUAUCAGAAACCCAUAAGCAGCGUUGCACCAACAUCAGUCCACCACACUAGUCUUUUGUCGAACGUGUAUCAAACCAACUCCAUCAAGGUUCAACCUGUUGAACCACAAACGAUAUCUAUAAGCAACACCUCUACUUCUAGCAGCACCUACAACCAUACAACAAGUAAAGUACCGAAACCAGCACUGCCUCCGAAACCGGCGAUCAAACCUCCACCGAGACAAACGCAAGGUUUGAACGAGGACAAUACAAUCGUGGUGCCGCCACCUGUCGUUCCAUUCGGCGAAGCUUUUGAGGACAAGCUGUUGGGCAAGAAGUUGGAAAGUCUUAUUACUAAACCAAUUUCUAUUUCAACAUCUACAACUAUCAGCAAAAGCGAAAUGAUCAUCAAGGCGAAGCCUCUAACGAUAAAGAAACAACCAUUUAGCGAACAACCAAAACUGAGAUCCCAAAUAUCCAUGCAAAACGGCCUAUCCAGCAGACGAAUAGAAUCGCUGCCUUUGAUUAACAAUUUUUCAGAGCUUAAUUUAGACAAACCUCACGUAGAAGACAAAGACGAAACUGACAAAUCGUCCGUUUCCGACGAAGCUGAUCACGAAGAGAAGGGGUACGAUAACGUCAUACGCAGAUGUAAAAAGGGUAAUUUGAAGCAAACUGGUAAACCUAAUCUCUCCAGAAGGGUGAGUUUCGAUCCACUGGCUUUAUUGUUAGACGCAAGUUUGGAAGGCGAGUUGGAGUUGGUGAAGAAGACGGCCACGCAGGUAACAAACCCCAGCGCUGCCAACGACGAAGGAAUCACGGCUCUACACAACGCCAUCUGUGCUGGACAUUUAGAAAUAGUCAAAUUCUUGGUGGAGUUCGGCUGCGACGUCAACGCGCAAGACAGCGAUGGAUGGACGCCUCUACAUUGCGCAGCCAGUUGUAACAACUUGACCAUGGUGAAAUUUUUGGUGGAACAUGGAGCUUGCAUCUUUGCUACGACUCUCAGCGACCAUGAAACUGCAGCAGAAAAAUGCGAGGAAGAUGAAGAGGGAUUCGACGGUUGUUCGGAGUAUUUAUACAGCGUUCAAGAAAAGUUAGGCAUCCUCUCGGGUGGUAUAGUAUACUCUGUAUUCGACUAUACGGCACAACAACCUGACGAAUUGAGUUUUAAAGAAGGAGACCAAAUAACAGUUCUGAGGAAAGGAGAUGAGAACGAACGAGAAUGGUGGUGGUCUCUUUUAGGGGACAGAGAAGGGUACAUUCCACGCAAUUUGCUAGGCCUUUAUCCAAGAGUGCCGAAGAACGAAGACUAGCAGCAGGUGAUACUUGCAAUAUUAAAUACGUUAUUUUGGGUAUAGGAGAACGAAAAUAUUUUAUAUUUUUAGGAGAUUUAAAAAUAUUUUAUAUUUUUGACCUUCUUGUUUAUGAAAAAGGAGAAGGAAAGAGUUUGAUCAGUUAUUAUCAUUUUUACACAAUCUUAUCACUAUUUUUUCAUAUCUCUCUUAUAGUAGAGCUAGAAAUUAUUCAUCGUAACAUCAGAGUGUCGCAAAAAAGUUAUAACUGGAGAAACAAACCAAUUGUUAAUUUAAGGUGGUAACACUGGGGCUGUGCAUCUCACAUUGGACAACCUUUGAGUACAAAUUUAUUAUUUUAUUGACAAAUAUAGUAUCUAAAUCAUUAUCAGUUUAUUUACUUUUUUGUAUUGUGUACCCACUUUCAAUUUUAAAUGAUAUUUUUUAUUAGUAAAUACAGAAACGCUUCUAAAAUUCGUCAUCGACUACUUUAAACGUUUCUGUAUUGGUAGGACUGCUUAUCUAGGUCAUAGGCAACGAUUUACAGGCCAUACUUACCUGUCAUGAUUCUGUUUGAAUUUAAGAUUACACUAAGUUGUAUUAUGGAAUCUUUAAUUUCAAUCAAAAAUGUUGACUUCUAUUCCGAAAUGACGUUGGUAGUGAAUUGUUAAUAAUAGAGAAUCCAAAACUGGACCUUAAUGAAGCCAAGUUUAAUGUUAUGUAAUUUGUUUAUAAUGUUUAUGUAAGUUUUUUUAUUGAUUAUUAUCCUUAUUUACAUGUAAUUUGUUCCAAAAAUAAUGAAAUGUUACAUGAAAUUUUACAACUAAUUAAUAAGAAGUCCAAUUUGAAAUGGAAAGUCCCUAAUACAUUCUGUAAGUUUUAUGUAUAGGUAUAAAAUUUUUCAGAAGGGCUUCAUUCACAGUUGAUAAAUAAGCAUCCUGUAUCUAUUAUUUGCAGUAAGUAAUUGAAGUACAAGCGAUGUUUUAAAAAUACAUAGUACUUUUCUUACUAAUUCCGACCUACGUCAUCGAAAAUCUGCAGCAUCAAAUCAAUCUGACAUGGUAGGUUUAUGUUUUGAAUAAUUAUUUUCUAAUGCAUGCAAAGUAAAUAUUAAAAUUAAUCACUUUCUAUCUAUAAGUUGGAAAUACCACUAUUGUGAUCAACAAGUGAAUUACGAGCUUCAAAGGCAUUUGUUCAUGUAGCCUUGUACAUAUUGAAUUAAUAUUUAAAAAAUAACGAAUAAAAAUUCAGUUUUGACUACCAUACGUUCAUCAUUAUAACAGAAGUAGAAAGUGCAGAGUACAACUUGUCGAAAUAUGCAACUUGGUAAAAAUUAUUUAGAUACAGAGACAACCCCCAAUAUAAAAUUACUGUUUUUGUGUACCAAAUUGUCAAAGUACAAGUAUCUGACAAAAAAUAUCAAAACUGGAGUGUUGCGCUACAACAGACUUAUGCAUAUAACAUAACAUGCACAUAACACUUCAGUAAAGAACUGUAAGUUGCAUACAUUUGGCGAAACUCAGUAAGCUAACCCAAACAAUUAAUUUAAAAAGGUCUUAAAUCAUUCUUAAAUAUAAUUGUUUUAAUUGAAUGUACUUAUUGUGUUACUAAACUAAUACAUUUAGAAUAAAACUUGUUAUUAAUUCAACUCCAAUCUGUUAAAGCAGUAAUUUUAUAUAAUAUACAAUUUUUGAAAGAACAUCAAUAAGAUACAAACGCUUAAAAGUGAGCACAGUUUAGGCAUUAAUUAUUGUCCUGUCAGAAGUCUGCUCAUGUAAAAAGCUUUGACUUUUUUUAUUUUUAAAAAAGUUGCUUGCUUUCUAUGAAUAUUAAAGAAAACUAAUUGUUGAAUGACCUCUCAAGACUCAAAAUCAAAUUGUUCUCAUGUAGCGCCAUCUAUUGAGGCCUAGAAAAAUAUCAAACUAUAUUAAUUUUAUUGCCAAAACAAUUCAACAGAACCUAUCUGUUGUCGAGUAAUUUGUGUAAGUAUAUAAAUGGUUCUAAGUAAUUAAUUAAAGUGUGUUGAAAUUAUUAUUUAAUUCGAUAGAUUUCAUGGUUCUAUGAUUUAAUAUAGGUAUUGAUUACGUAGGAAGGAAUUGGUAAGAAAAGAGGCAUAUUUUUGCGACACUCUACACAUCAAAUUAACUCAAAACGAAAUUAUAUAUUAUAUAUACAUC
This is a messenger RNA of Diabrotica balteata, 4952 nucleotides long. The record is from the annotation of a GenBank genome assembly. Lineage: Eukaryota; Metazoa; Arthropoda; Insecta; Coleoptera; Chrysomelidae.